This is a messenger RNA of Colletotrichum navitas, 654 nucleotides long. RefSeq lists its product as uncharacterized. The transcript is spliced from 2 exons. Lineage: Eukaryota; Fungi; Ascomycota; Sordariomycetes; Glomerellales; Glomerellaceae. Bases 1 to 654 code for a protein of 217 amino acids. The record is from RefSeq and is a predicted model, not a curated record.
AUGGUUUCGACUAAGCUCAUCUGCCUCGUUGCGGGUGCCGCGGUUCUGGCCGGUAUCAAUGGCCAGGUGGUCACCACUACCAUCGCUCUCACCACAAUCACCGUUACUGCCUUCACCACCGUGGGCUUCUCCGACUCCUUCUCUUCAACUGCGGAUUCAUAUACCACCACGAUCCCGAGCACGACACCACUGGGGGUCAUUCCCAUCACCGCUAGCACUACAACAACCAUCUUACUCCCCAGCCUGAACACAACCUCAUCCAGUGCCGCCGUCCAGCCCGCCUUCAUCAGCCCCAACAACAACGUUAUCGUCACUUCCGUCUCCACGGUUCCCACCCAUACGCUUGUCGUCCGCCUCUUCCAGCCGCUCGCGAACCAACACCACGAUGGGCGUCUCAAUCUCUAUCCGCGCCAGCACGCCGACGUUCUCGGUCACUGGUGGUCCCACGCUGGUCACAAGGUCGUCCGUAAACACAACGAGUCGCGCCAGCAGCCGUCCCACCUCUUCCUCAAGCCGUCCCCUGAGCGUCUCUCAGCAGACCCCCUCCAGGCCUCCCUCGAACACUACUGGCCCUCUCUCUGCCACCACUCGUCCCGUAUUCACGUCCCCGAUUGCCGUGGUGGUUGCUGGCGAGCCCGUUCUAAAACCGUUUAA